Messenger RNA from Syngnathus typhle (broad-nosed pipefish), 3493 nucleotides. RefSeq names its product ATPase H+ transporting V0 subunit a1a (gene atp6v0a1a). The transcript is spliced from 22 exons. NCBI's taxonomy places the organism in Eukaryota, Metazoa, Chordata, Actinopteri, Syngnathiformes, Syngnathidae. Bases 203 to 2755 code for a protein of 850 amino acids. Gene Ontology annotation, cellular component: vacuolar proton-transporting V-type ATPase, V0 domain; plasma membrane; vacuolar proton-transporting V-type ATPase complex. The record is from RefSeq and is a predicted model, not a curated record. Gene Ontology annotation, molecular function: ATPase binding; proton-transporting ATPase activity, rotational mechanism. Gene Ontology annotation, biological process: vacuolar acidification; proton transmembrane transport.
CAGCAUGUCACGUGAUCAUCGGUGCACUUCCGCUUUGUAAAGUCGUUGACAAAUUUCUCCGUCGCCGAAGUCGUCCAUAACAAACAGGAUAAGAAGGUGAUAACCAAGGAAAAACAAGGCCGAGGAGCUAUUUUAUCCAACUCAAGCGUGAUCUUGUUUUCCUGAAGGGCGUGCCGGGGUAGCCGAAAAACCCGCCGCAAACAUGGGGGAACUCUUCCGGAGCGAGGAGAUGACGCUGGCGCAGCUCUUCCUCCAGUCGGAGGCGGCCUACUGUUGUGUCAGUGAGCUGGGAGAGAUUGGGAUGGUGCAGUUCCGUGAUUUGAAUCCUGACGUGAACGUGUUCCAGCGCAAGUUUGUCAACGAAGUGCGGCGAUGUGAGGAAAUGGACCGCAAACUGAGGUUUGUGGAGAAGGAGAUCAAGAAGGCCGACAUGCCUAUCGUCGACACCGGCGAGAACCCCGAAGUCCCUGUCCCGAGAGACAUGAUCGACUUGGAGGCCACGUUUGAGAAGCUGGAGAACGAAUUGAAGGAAAUCAACACCAAUCAGGAAGCCCUGAAGAAGAACUUCCUGGAGCUGACCGAGCUUAAGCACAUUCUGCGUCGCACGCAGCAGUUUUUUGAUGAGAUGGAAGACCCCACGUUGCUGGAGGAGUCUUCCACCCUGCUGGACCCCAACGAGGUCAAUCGCGUGGCUCCCCUCAGGCUUGGAUUUGUUGCCGGAGUCAUCGGAAGGGAGCGUAUCCCCACAUUCGAGAGGAUGCUGUGGAGGGUUUGCCGAGGCAAUGUGUUCCUGAGGCAGGCGGAUAUCGAAGACUCUCUGGAGGACCCUUCUUCGGGCGACCAGGUCCACAAGUCUGUCUUCAUCAUCUUCUUCCAGGGAGACCAGCUGAAGAACAGAGUGAAGAAGAUUUGUGAGGGUUUCCGAGCGACAUUGUACCCGUGUCCGGAAACACCUCAGGAGAGGAAAGAGAUGCUCGCAGGGGUGAACGCUCGCAUCGAUGAUCUACAAAUGGUGCUGAACCAGACAGAGGACCACAGACAGCGGGUCCUGCAGGCGGCAGCCAAGGCAGUGCGCGUGUGGUUCAUCAAAGUGAGAAAGAUGAAGGCCAUCUACCACACCCUCAACCUGUGCAACAUCGACGUCACCCAGAAGUGUCUCAUCGCCGAGGUGUGGUGUCCCGUCUCCGACUUGGACUCCAUCCAGUUCGCUCUGCGCAGGGGCACGGAGAAGAGCGGCUCCACCGUGCCUUCCAUCCUGAAUAGGAUGCAGACCAAACAGACCCCGCCCACCUACAACAAGACCAACAAGCUCACCUCCGGCUUUCAAAACAUUGUGGACGCCUACGGAAUCGGCAGCUACCGCGAGAUCAAUCCAGCUCCAUACACCAUUAUCACCUUCCCCUUCCUGUUCGCCGUCAUGUUCGGUGAUCUGGGCCAUGGCGUGCUCAUGACCUGCGCCGCUCUGUACCUCGUCUUGCGAGAGAGCCGGCUGAUCGCCCAGAAGAACGACAACGAGAUGUUCAGUAUGGUGUUUGCGGGGCGCUACAUCAUCCUGAUGAUGGGCCUCUUCUCCAUCUACACGGGCAUUAUCUACAACGACUGCUUCUCCAAGUCGCUCAACGUCUUUGGCUCGGGCUGGAGUGUGCGGCCCAUGUUUAACGUCCGCGUGGGAGGCAACUGGACGUUUGAAACACUUGAAGGCAACAAAAUUUUGCAGUUAGACCCUGCGGUAGACGGCGUGUUCAAAGGGCCCUACCCCAUAGGCAUUGAUCCGAUCUGGAAUAUUGCAACGAACAAGCUGACCUUCUUAAACUCCUUCAAGAUGAAGAUGUCCAUCAUCCUGGGCGUCAUCCACAUGCUCUUCGGUAUCACUCUCAGUCUUUUCAACCACCUUUAUUUCCAGAAGCCACUCAACAUCUACUUGGGCUUCAUCCCCGAGAUCGUCUUCAUGGCCAGCCUCUUCGGCUACCUGGUGCUGCUCAUCUUUUACAAGUGGCUCUUAUACGACGUUCGGCUGUCGCGAGACGCUCCCAGCCUCUUGAUCGCCUUCAUCAAUAUGUUCCUCUUCAACUACAGCGAUCCAACCGUCAAGCCUCUCUACACAGGACAGCAAGCCCUGCAGACCCUCCUGGUGCUCAUCGCCUUGGCGUGUGUUCCUUGCAUGUUGAUCGUUAAAACUUUGGUCCUGCGAAGACAAUAUUUGUGGCGUAAAAACCUGGGCACCCAGAACUUCGGGGGCAUCCGGGUGGGCAACGGACCCACUGAUGACGAGGCGGAAAUCAUCCAGCACGACCAGCUGUCGCAACAUUCUGAAGAUGAGCCUGAGCGUUGCCUUCUGUCGUCUGCUUUCAAGGCACGCGAGGAGGAAGAGUUUAACUUUGCAGAUGUGGCCGUUCAUCAGGCGAUACACACCAUCGAAUACUGCCUGGGUUGUAUCUCCAACACGGCGUCCUACCUCAGGCUUUGGGCUCUCAGUCUGGCUCACGCACAGCUGUCCGAGGUGCUGUGGACGAUGGUGAUGCACAUCGGGCUCUCCACACGCAGCGUGGCCGGCUUCUUCCUGCUCUCCAUCGUCUUUUGCUUCUUCGCCGUGCUCACUGUGGCCAUCCUGCUCAUCAUGGAGGGCCUGUCCGCUUUCUUGCACGCGCUGCGGCUGCACUGGGUGGAGUUCCAGAACAAGUUUUACUUGGGUCAGGGCUACAAGUUCCUCCCGUUCACCUUUGAAGGCAUCCUGGAUGGAAAGUUUGAGGACUGAGAUCACCCCCAUCCGUGUGUUUGUGUGCGUGUUGUGUUAUUGUUUGUUAAAAUGGGUCAUAUGCAUUUUUACCCCCCCACCAUGAAACAACUCCAGGUGUCUUAUUUUAAGAUCUCUGACAUUCUUCGGUCAACAUGCACAAAAGAUCAAGAAUUACAGUAAACUUGUCAACAUUCUUGUCAGCUUUUGUUACCAUGGCGACUGGGGACUGAACUGCAGCAAAGUGAGGUCUAUGCAAUGUUGCUAUCUCGACAACUUUGUUGCUCUAUUCAGCAACGUUUCUGGCUAAUUUUCAGGAACUUGACUAAGGGCUUUUCGUGACCAGACUUUUGGAGACCCCGAUGCCCCCCUCCUUAACUGCUCUUCUUACCUUUUGUCUUUGACAUGGUUGUGCUUCUGUGUCUUUCUUGAGAACACAGACCCUUAACUUUGCAAAACAGUCAAAAGGCAAUUUUCCAAAAUGUUCAAACAACGUUCGUUCUGCUAGCAUCAUCUUUCACGUCUGUGUGUCACGUUUGACGUAGUUGAAUAUUAUUUAUGCGAGUGUUGUGGUCAAUGGUUAGAGCAGCAUCAAUAAAUGUGCGCUGGUCAGUGGUGAAGGUUCAGAAAAAGGGAAAUGGUUUAUCAGGACCCUUGUGAAAAUGUCAUGGGGACAGAUGCUCGCCGGGAUUUUUGAUGGCUCCUCAUGCUGUUUGUGUGUCACGGCAGAUGAUGUCUUCAAUAAAAGAGAGAAGAGAU